ACGUGACGCUCCGCCGCUGGUCCGGCAGCUGCGGAGGAGAGAGGCUGACGCACAGCCGAGCACCGGGAGAGACUCUGGAGAGAGACCGAGAGAGAGACCGGGGUCUGUGGAGCAGCCGGAGCCUCGUACCGUCGUACCGCGGGCUGCAUUGUUUAACCCGUCAACAGAGGCUGACACCGCGGAGCCGGGGAUCCGGUGUUACCGUGUGAAUGUGUGUAUCACCGUCCGGCUGGAGCCUCUUACUCUGUGUGGAUAUAACACACAGUUACUAGCGGAUCCUCAGCUGAAGAGGAUCGAUGUGAUUUGUGGCAGAAAAGUGAACCACCGCUUUAAAAUGGCAACCGCCGCCCGCUGCCGGCGCCCAUAGCCCGACACUCAGCUGAUCCUCAGCAGCUCCAUGUGUCCUCGCUGGUUCCUCUAGCAGCAGAUCGGCCGAGCUCUUCCCUCCUUCCAUCUCUGCUGUGGAGACAUUAUGUCGGCGGCUCAGACCCAGAAGGAGAGCAGCGAGGCAGGCUGGGGCUGUCUGGAGGCUCUGGGUCUCAGUCAGAAGGAGCUGGUCCUGGCCGAGGCCCUGCAGAUGGAGUACGAUGCCCUCUCCAGACACAAACAGGACAAGAGCGGUACAGAAACCAGCCAGACCGGCUCUAGAGCUCCACCCCGCUCCAAGACCCCGAAUCCCACCAUCGAACGCCCCCGACCCACCCCCAGCCAGCCCAUUCCUGCCCCCGCUGGAGGAAGCCUGCUGAGGGGCCUCUCUGGAUCCGACCCCUCCCUGAACCAGCCUGGAGGGUCACAGUCUCCUCACUCCAUCCCAGCCAGGGCGCCCCCUCCUCAAGGCGGCUACAUCAAAGAGUCCCUGUACAUUCUGGACAGUCCAGAGGUCAGCAAGUUCAGGGACUGCUCAGGCUCCAGCCUCGGGGACUCACUUGGAUCCGGGUUUCUUCCCAAAGGCUUCCUCGCUCUUCCAGAUGACGUCCCCCCCGCCCUCCCCCCAAGGAACCCCAUCCCCCCUUCGUUAGGGUCAGAGAACCCCUUCCUGCCCUCUCGAGGGUCCACCGCGGUCCGCGACGUGAACCUGUUCACGCCCGACGUGGAUCCGCCCAAAGUGACUUCAGGAGAGCUGAAUUACGACAACAUCAACGACUCGCUGUCCCGACUCAACGGGAGCCAGCAGGGGCCUCGAGGUCGGAGGGCCAACGGGGACCAAUCGGGGAAGCCCGUGGCUCGGAGUAAGACCCUCCCCCCUCAAGUUCCACCCAGGACGUAUGUACCUGUUCCCAAGAGCAACAAGAACCAGCGGCGGGUGUCCGCAGACCCGGUUUCUCUGGGCUCCAGGAUGAAUGGGUUUGGAUAUGAACUGUUCCAGGUGUCUGAGGAGAGAGACGAGGAGGUGGCAGCUUUCUGUCACAUGCUGGAUGUGUUGCGUUCGGCGUACCCGUACAGCGACCCCUCGAAGAACGGCGGCUUCGUGUGGUCUCCGUCCGUGGGUGUGGAGGAGCUGCAUCAGGGCCUGGGGGUCAGCGUGAAGGUCACCGUCAUCAGUGGGCACUUCAGAGAGCCGCUCACCUUCACCUGUGAUGGUUCGUCCACGGUGGACCUGUUGAUCUAUCAGACUCUGUGUUACGCUCAGGACGAUCUGGAUCACAUGGACGUGGACGACUACCUGCUGAAGGUCUGUGGACACGACGAGUUCCUCAACAACUCUCAGACUCUGGCUGGUCUGGAAUUUGUUCAACAAUGUCUGAAGUUUGACUGGGACGUCCGACUGGUACUCACCAAGAGAUCCUCCAUCAACACGGAGCUGUCUCGCACGAAAGAAGACGAUGAGACGUUGUCCACCAUGAACCACGGCAUCCUGCUGCAGGAGCGUCCAAUCAAACAGACCGUCACCAGGGAGGCCCUGACUCUGCUGCUGGAUACUUUUCACAAUGAAGCCGAGUCCUUCCUGCUGUCAGAGGUGGAGCUGCCGCUGCACGUAGAGCGUCUCGUCCAAUCAGUGAAGGCGCUCUGCAACUCGUUAGCUGCCGUGGAGACGCCUGAUGUGACCUCUGCCCUCAACCAGCUCCCAGCAUGCCCCUGUCGUCUGCAGCCCAAAGUCCUCAAGGAUGCUUCAGUGCUGGCUGUCAGAGAGAACAGAGACAAAGUGGUGGAGAAGUUGACGGCGGCCAUCUUGGAUCUGGUGGAGCUGUACUGCAGCACGUUCAACGCCAACUUCCACACGACGGCUCAGAGUCGCUGCUGCACGGUGCCGGUGCAGGAGGCCGGCCUCGUCAACAACGUGCUCUCCUUCAACGUGCACGCCGCCCACCGCAUCCCCAUCACCUGGGCCGCCAGUUACGAGGGUUUCUUCCUGUCCUGCUCUCUGACUCACGGAGGGGCGGAGCUCUGCGCGCCGCAGCACACCAGCAAACAGUCGGUCAGCAAAUACCUGUUCCACCUGGUGGUGUGGGACCAGAGGGUGUGUUUCCCGGUGCAGAUCAACCAGCUGCCCAGAGAGUCUCAGCUAACGGUGACCCUGUACGCCAGCUCUCUGCCGCCCCCCGGAGGAGCCGAGGAGAAGGGGAAGCAGCGGCGCAGCAUCGAGGCUCUGGGCUGGGUCACCAUGCCGCUCUUCAACUUCAGACACAUCCUGACCUGUGGCAGGAAGUUACUCGGUCUGUGGCCUUCGGCUCCGGGAAGGACUGGAAACGCCCGGUCGAGCUCGCCGAACUUCAGCCAGCCGGACAGCGUGAUCCUGCAGGUGGACUUCCCCACCUCGUCAUUCGAGGUCCGGUUCAGUACUCCUCCUCCGGCAGACUUCUGUCCUCAGUACGACUUCUCCAGACUGGACACCAUCAGUCAGAUACAGCUGCAGGACGUCCUCCACAAGAAGGCUGUCUUCUGGUUGACGGUGGAGGACAGGCGUCUUCUGUGGGAGAAGAAGGCCUUCUGUCAGUCAGAGAGUGCAGCUCUGCCCCUGGUCCUGGCCAGCGCCCCCUGCUGGGAGUGGGCCUGCCUGCCGGACAUCUACGCCCUGCUGAGACAGUGGGCCUGCCUGGGUCACCUGGACGCCCUGGGACUCCUCCACGCCUCGUUCCCGGAUCAGGAGCUGCGGAGGACGGCUGUUCAGUGGAUGGACUCCAUCUCAGAUCCAGAGCUGCUGGACUUCCUGCCUCAGCUCGUCCAGGCUCUGAAGUAUGAGUGUUACCUCGACAGCUCUCUGGUUCGUUUCCUCCUACGGAGAGCCAUCGGGGACAUUCGCAUCGCUCACUACCUCUUCUGGCUGCUGAAGGACAACCUGCAGGACAGUCAGUUCAGCGCUCGGUAUCAGCACCUUCUGGCCGCUCUGCUCUGCUGCGUCGGUCGAGGUCUCCGUGAAGAGUUUGACCGUCAGUGCUGGCUCGUCUCCGUCCUCGCCAAGGUGGCUCACAAAGUCCGAGAUGCUUCGCCUUCCAGCAGACAGUGCGUGCUCAGGGAGGGUCUGGAGGAGAUGAAGCAGUUCUUCUCAGUGAACAGCAGCUGCAGACUUCCUCUGAACCCGGCAAUGCUCGUCACAGGAAUCAACAUCCAGACGUGUUCCUUCUUCAACUCCAACGCUGUUCCUCUCAAACUGUCCUUCAAUAACCUCGACCCUCUGGGAGACAACAUCAAUGUCAUCUUCAAGUCAGGAGACGACCUGCGGCAAGAUAUGCUGACUCUGCAGGUGAUCCGGAUCAUGAACAAGAUCUGGAUCCAGGAGGGUCUGGACAUGAGGAUGGUCAUCUUCAAAUGUUUCUCCACCGGCAGAGGACGAGGUAUGGUGGAGAUGAUUCCUCAGGCUGACACUCUGAGGAAGAUCCAGGUGGAACACGGAGUCACUGGGUCCUUUAAAGACCGACCGUUGGCCGACUGGCUGCAGAAACACAACCCUACUGAUGAGCAGUACGACAAGGCGGUGGAGAACUUCAUCUACUCGUGUGCCGGCUGCUGCGUGGCGACCUACAUCCUGGGAAUCUGCGACCGUCACAACGACAACAUCAUGCUGAAGACCAGCGGUCACAUGUUUCACAUCGACUUCGGGAAGUUCCUGGGACACGCACAGAUGUUCGGGAACAUCAAACGGGACCGGGCCCCCUUCGUGUUCACCUCCGACAUGGCGUAUGUCAUCAACGGAGGAGACAAACCGUCGAGUCGCUUCCACGACUUCGUGGAUCUCUGCUGCGAGGCGUACAACCUCAUCAGGAAACACACACACCUGUUCCUCAACCUGCUGGGCCUGAUGUUGUCCUGUGGGAUCCCUGAACUGUCUGAUCUGGACGAUCUGAAGUACGUCUACGACGCGCUGAGACCUCAUGAGUCUGAGGCUGACGCCACCAUGUACUUCACCAGGUUGAUAGAGUCCAGUCUGGGCAGCGUCGCCACCAAACUCAACUUCUUCAUCCACAAUCUGGCUCAGAUGAAGUUUGCCUCCACCGAGGAUCGACCCACGCUGACCUUCGCUCCCAGAGUCCACACGGCAAAGAGCGACGGCCUCAUCAGGAACCUCUACAUCUGCAGACACAUCAGGACAGCCAGUGCCGGCAAGGGAUAUGCGUUUGUAGUGAAGGUGCAGCGUGAAGGUCAGCAGGAGGUGCAGCUGGUUCAGAGGACGUUUGAGGAGUUUCAUGAACUUCACAGCAAACUGAGACUCAUCUUCCCCUCAUCCAAACUACCCAGUUUCCCGAGCCGUCUUGUGAUUGGUCGGUCCCGUGGAGAGGCGAUGGCUGAUAGGAGGAAAGACGAGCUGAAUGGUUACGUGUGGCACCUGAUCCACGCCGCCCCGGAGGUCGCUCAGUGUGACAUCGUCUACACCUUCUUCCACCCACUGCCCCGAGACGAGAGACCAGGAACUACAACCAGCAAGCCAGCAGAGCUGGCGUGGUCUGCAGCGGCAGGAAAAGAGCUUGGCGAGGUCAAACUGUCGAUCUCCUACAAGAACGACAAACUCUUCAUCAUGGUGAUGCACAUACGAGGCCUGCAGCCUCUGCAGGACGGCACAGACCCGGACCCUUACGUGAAGCUCUACCUCCUCCCAGACCCCCAGAAGACCAGCAAGAGGAAGACCAAGGCAGCACGACGCACCUGUAACCCCACCUACAACGAGAUGCUGGUGUAUGAGCGGAUCCCUCGGGGGGACCUGGACCAGAGGGUGAUCCACCUGCGGGUUCUUGGUGACGGGGCUUUCUGGGAGAACACCCUGCUGGGAGAGACCUUCAUCCCUCUGAAGAGGCUGGUACCGGGUCAGCACUGGGUGGACUGGCACCAGCUGGGUGCCGCCGGCUCAGACUCCGCCCACUGACGGACAGGAAACAGGAAGCGGUGGAUUUAAAGGGAGAGAAGAAGAGAAGCAGUUCUCCUCUGGAGGACAGAAGAAACAAAAGGAAAGUCCUUUCAAAGUAAAAGCCAUGUGGCUGAUCCUCCCUCUGUGUGUGAGGGAGUCUAAGGUUAAAGCUGCAGUUUAGCUUCACUGAUGUCAUCAGUUCAUUAUAGUUGUGUUCUUUUUAAAAACAGACAAAAUCUGGACUUUUAAAAAAAAAUUCAUCAAAGUUUAGAUUUAUUUUCAUGAUCAGAUCCUUUAAACUUUUAAAAUGUCUCCUGAUGUGAUUUCAAACAAACUGCACAAUGAAGUCACUUCCACGAUGAUAAGUUAAACUAACGAUUUAACAGAAAUAUGUGAACACGAAAGAGAAACUUUUCACUGUUUUAACUGUCAGAAUAUUUGUAUUCAUUUAAAUGACGACAGGUUUAGACUCUGAUGCUGUGUUCACAUCAAAUUCAAAGCGAAUUUUCGCCUUGCGUCAGUUGCACAAGAUAAUUUGUGUUUAUUUGCGUUACUCAUGCGAGACGAGCCAUAGAGGAGGGAGGGGCUUACCUCCGUGUAGAUACCAACGGACGGUUCAGAGCAUCUUUGAUACCAACAACAUUUCUUAAGUCAUCAACCGUGGCCGAAAUAAUAUUGCUGCUUUGUGCCUGUUGUGGAAGUCCCAGAGGCGUCGGAAAACCAAACGCCGUCGUGUCUGGGUUCAUAACAUCAUCCGGAUGCGCACACAGCUAAUAAGUAACUGUAUCUAGUAUCAUCUAGCAAGUCACACUUCAGCUGAAUUAAUCUGAUUUACUACUGUGGUAUGAACCCAAAAUAAACAGAUGUUACUGUGAUUUAAAUACAAUAAACGGAUCAAAUGGGUGCAGAAAUAACGACAUUAUGAUGCAGAUUUGUAAAAUGUCUGAAUUCAUUCUUUGUCAGGUCUUCUGUCUCCAAACAACUUUUAAAAUGUUUAUUUUCUGAAUGGAGUUCGGAUCGAUCAGGGCUAGGCUAUGCUAAUAUUGUAACUGCUCCAUCAACGUCAUUUAAUUAGGGGCCGUAUACAUGCCGCGUCUUUUGCGCCCUCAAAUCCAUUGAUCAGAUUAUCAAUGAUUAUCAACUCCGUCGCCCAUUUUCAACUUUAAAAUUCUAUAUCUGUACAAAUAUGAGGUACUAUCGUAGAGCUCUGGGUGCCCACAGACGGCCACAAUCAUCAUAAUUUCUGAUUCAACAACGUCAGGAGAUCAGGAGGAGAAUCUUAACGCUGAUAGGCUUUCGCGACACAGUGUCACGCAAAUUUCAUUUGUGUCACCCGGUGCAAAUUUGUGACUAUUUGCGUCUUUGCCUUGACUUUGUUUGUAAACGUGCCAUGAGAAGAAUUUGCUUUGCGUUUGGUGUGAACACACCAUGAGAGGACUCACUGCAGUCUGGGUUUCAUUUAAUAUUAUUCACUGGUUUUGGUUCUGAUGUGGUUCAGUUCUGAUGUGGAUCAGUUCUGAUGUGGAUCAAUUCUGAUGUGGAUCAGUUUGGUUUCUGACUGAGUUUAAAAACACAUGUUGCUCAGAUGUGAAAGAUUGAAUAAUUUUAGUCAGUGAAAUAGGAAAAACAGAUGACAAGUUAAAAAAUAAUAUAAUGAUAAUUACGAUGAAAAGAUGUAGUAUCUCAUGUUUCAGUCAGCACACACAGGUGCAUGCUGGGAAAUUGAGACAUUUAUCAGCAGAAACAAAAGAGGAAAAAAGGGAUGAACAUGUACUGUUCAGACGUUGGUUCACAUUUUACACAUCAGUUUUAUUUCCUAACUUACUUUAAUACCGUUUUAUUUCCACCUUGCUGCAGAAAUGAUGAAGUACUGAAUCCUAUCAGAGAAAACGUUCCGUGCCAGUCGAGUCAUUUUUAUUUUUCCAGGACUUUAAAGCUGCGUUUAAGAAUUCCAGGGACAAUUUGUUUUGCAGCUUUUCGUGUCCUGAAAAUAAAACCACACAAACUAGCGCCGCAGUAGUAGAGAAGAAGAAGUUUCUGCUGAGUGUUUCUGUACAUGCAGAGCUUUAGCCUCAAUGUUGCUAACAGGAUAUUUUUAUAGUGAGGAUGAUUUGAUUUUCUAUCUGUGGUGCAUGAGAGACAUCCUGUUUGCCUUUCAGCUCUUAAUAAUCUGCUCUUUGUUUCUACAUUUCAUUCCUUGUUUUUUAAUCCUGUGAUUUUGUACUUUUUGGGAACGAUUUUAAACUGGAUUUCUGAUAAUCCAGCUGCAGUGAACAUUGAAGGGGAGCUUGAGUUUGUUUCCUGCAGGUUGUUUCUGCGCUGUAGAUGAACUGAGGAGGUGAACCUGCAGGAAACAAACUACACUGAUCUGCUCAGCACUCUUUUCCAGAUGUGAAACUUUGAGUCUCAGAAUUCUGAGAGAAAAAGUUUAAAUGUGUAUCUGAGAUAUCUGAGGUGAAUUAAGCCCUAUUAGUGCUGGACUAGUAUUACCCGGGGACCUCUGGUCAUUUGUAAUAAUUGUGGAGGUCGUCUGUGAUCUUAAUUCCGUGUGAGUCUGCCAUGUCCGUAAUUUGU
This is a messenger RNA of Sebastes umbrosus (honeycomb rockfish), 7852 nucleotides long. It is a transcript of the gene pik3c2b, whose product is annotated as phosphatidylinositol-4-phosphate 3-kinase, catalytic subunit type 2 beta. Gene Ontology annotation, molecular function: 1-phosphatidylinositol-4-phosphate 3-kinase activity; phosphatidylinositol binding; 1-phosphatidylinositol-3-kinase activity. Bases 473 to 5296 code for a protein of 1607 amino acids. The record is from RefSeq and is a predicted model, not a curated record. Gene Ontology annotation, biological process: phosphatidylinositol-3-phosphate biosynthetic process; cell migration; phosphatidylinositol 3-kinase/protein kinase B signal transduction. Gene Ontology annotation, cellular component: plasma membrane; cytoplasm; phosphatidylinositol 3-kinase complex. The transcript is spliced from 33 exons. NCBI's taxonomy places the organism in Eukaryota, Metazoa, Chordata, Actinopteri, Perciformes, Sebastidae.